UAUCGUCCCGCGCGCGUUUUAUAUAUAUAAACCGCGAGAGAGAGAGAGCGACUGCACACCCCCGUCGACAAUAUGUGAUACGACCGCGGUGGCGCAGCAGCGGUGGCGGCGCCGAGCACACACACACACCCAACACGCAGAGAGAGCCACAAGAGUGCCAGUGAAUAAUAAUGGCACCGAUCAUCCCCGACGACACGGAUGGUUGCCUCGACAACCGCAGGAACAGGAGCAGGAGGGGCUGGACCAACGCUAAAAAGCUCCCCGCCGCCAACUGAGAACAGAGAGAGAGAGAAAAGCUCGCAAGCGUGUGUGCAUGAGAGGAUCGCAGGCUCGGGUGGGUGCAGAUCGCGCAGCCGCCACCGCCGCGAGCCUCUAUAUAAUAGCGAAAUAUCGUAUACCAGACGAAGCAGCAUCAGCAGCAUCAGGAGAAACGGGAGGAGGUGGAGGAGGAGUGUAGCGCGCUAGGGAGGAUGUUCCUAAGGGAAUCCGACGAGCACAGCUUCAACGCCGAAAUGGAGUUUCUCCAGAGCCAUCAUUCGGCCAACAGCUCCGAGUUGCCCUAUACGCUCGCCGGUGCCGAUAUUGUUUGCAUAAUUGAAGGCUCGGUGGGAAGCAUCGAGGCGAGCAUACCGUCGGGUCUGUGCUCGGGCUCGCUCGGCGGCGGAGGUCCCGGAGGAGGAGUCAUAGUCAACGGCGGGGCCGGCGCUGGUGGCGGCGACGAUGACGAUCUCAACAACUGCGCCGAUCCCGAUCAUCAUCAGCAUCAGCAUCAGCAGCAUCAUCACCAGGGCCUCAUUGGUCUGAGGCUGCAGGAUCUACAAUCUGCCACCGGCGGCUCCGAGGACGAUCCGCAACAGCAACAGCAUCAGCAGCAGCAGCAGCAGCAUAAUAACGGCACCACGACGCAGAUCACAGCAGCAGCAGCCGCCGCAGCAGCCGGCCAGUUAGUCGGCGAAUUCGGCACGAGCUUCUGGGUCGACGACAUGGCCGGCUUCCCGCUGCCGUCGCUCGAUCUCGACCCGCUGCCGCCCGGACUGUUCAGCCCCUGCUCCGGUACUUACAAUUGGGGCUGCGGCCGAGGCGACUGCAUGCCGCGCAGCGGCGGACCGAACGGCGAGGGCAUGGCCGACGUGCUGCUGUCGCUCAAGCACGCCGUGGUCCAUCCGGCCAGCCCGACGGGCGGCUACUACUCGAGCAUGGGCAUACCCGCGGGCCACGGCUACUCGCCCCAGGACUACUGCGGCCAGAGCCUGGGUCCCGGGCCCGGACAGACCGGAGCAGGUGGUAAUGGUGCUGGUGGCGGUGGACCGCCGAGCUCGCACUACGCCCAGCCGCCCCCGGCCAUGUCCGUCAACGUCUCCAUGAACAUGACCAUGAACAUGAACAUGCAUCCGGGGCAUGGCUACGAGCAGAGCUACGGCGGCGCGUGGGGCGUGGAGCCGCUUCUCAGUCCCGCCCCUCAGUACGACCCCCAGCCACCACAGCAGCAGCAGCAGCAACCACCACCGCAACCCGCGCCAACUCCGCAAGCUCAGCCACAAAGGGUCAUCGGUCAGCCAACCAAUGGCUUGGUUAUUGCUCAGCAGCAGCAGCAGCAACAGCAACAACAACAACAACAAGCACAACAGCACCACCAGCAACAACAACAGCAGCAGCAGCAGCAGCAACAAGCCCAGGCACAGGAUCAUGGACUUUGUAGCGGGACACUGGGGCAUCACGUGCCCCUGGCGUCGAGCGGCGGACAGGACGACGCCGCCAGGCCGAAUCUCUGUCGGAUCUGCGGCAAAACCUACGCCAGGCCGAGCACGCUCAAAACGCAUCUCAGGACGCACUCGGGCGAGAAGCCGUUCAGGUGUCACGCGUGCUCGAAGGCGUUCAGCCAGGCGGCCAAUCUGACGGCCCACGCGCGCACCCACUCGGGCGAAAAGCCCUUCAGGUGUCCGAUCUGCGACAGGAGGUUCUCACAGAGCAGCUCGGUCACCACCCACAUGAGGACGCACUCGGGCGAGCGGCCCUACAGGUGUCGGUUCUGCAAAAAGGCCUUCUCCGACAGCUCGACGCUGACCAAGCACCUGCGCAUACACUCGGGCGAAAAGCCCUACCAGUGCAAGCUCUGCCUGCUGAGGUUCAGCCAGAGCGGCAAUCUCAACAGGCAUAUGCGCGUGCACGGCGGCUCGCUGACGUGACGAUCGAGUGGCCCCACCAUCGGCGCGGCGGCGGCGGCAGCAGCAGCAGCAGCAGCGGUAGCAGUAGCGACUCAUAAUCAUCAUCAUCAUCCCGACUAUCGACAUCACCACCCCCGCGACGCUUUUGCCUUUGUAUCUCAUCAUCAUCAUCAUCAUCACCUCCCGAGCGCGUAUAAUCAGCUCCAGCAGCAGGACGUCCAGCAACAGCAGCAGCAACAGCCACCGGUGCCGCCUUGUUGCCGCAUACCCGUCAUACGGCUCGGAGCAGCGACUUUACAACGAAAAUAAUCAAAACUCUUUAGCUCCCCCCAAUCUCUAUACCGUAUUGAAUAUCGAGUUUUACCUAAGAAUCUUAUUGUUAUAUAAUCUAAUUAUUGUGGACUAUUGCGUCGUUUUUCGACUUUCCGAAGCUCGCUCGUUCUCGAGGCCAAGUCGAUAAUAUUUCCAAGAAAAUCAAAAUCGAAACAAUCAUAGUCUCUUGUGUAUUAUAAUAAAAAUUAAGAAAAUGAGUUAAGCAGACUGAACGGACUUUUCGACUAUAAAACAAACAAAAAAACAAUUGUACGCGUUCAAGGAAAUUUUUACAGACCGUCUAGGUGUAAUAUUAGGAGCUGUGUGUUUAAUAUUCAUUCAUGUUAUUUUUAAAACAACACGUCUGUUUCGUGAAUAACAAGUAAAUUAAAAAGCAGCAAAAUUAUUGUCUAUUGCGAAAUAAAAACAACUAGUCUGAGUAUCAAAGAAUCGAAAAAAAAAGCAAAACAUUUUUGUGUGUGAUUUUUAAGUUAGAUGAAAGAAAUUUUUUGUAUGAAAUAAUGAAAUUAUUGUGGAAAUUGAAAAAAAAAACAAUGAUAAACUAGACGAUAAAAGAGAUAUUAAAAAAGGAAUAGGUGUACAAAAAACGAUUCAGAUAUCAAUGAAAUCAUACACCACGGCACCGUUGAAUUAUUGUACAAAUAUUGUAUUUAUUAUAUAAUAAUUAUUAUUAAUUAUAAUUAAUUGUAAUGUUGCUGUUUUCACCACUUUCAAUUAUCAUCUUGCGUGGCUUUUUAUUUUUUUCUCGUUAUCAUUAUUAUUACUCGCCAACUUAUUUUCAUUUAAACGAUACCUUUUCUUCUCACUUAUAUUCGACGAUUCGCGUUUAAUACUUUAUAAUUAUUAAAAAAAAACUUUUCUGUCGUU
Molecule: messenger RNA, 3365 nt
Organism: Trichogramma pretiosum
Lineage: Eukaryota; Metazoa; Arthropoda; Insecta; Hymenoptera; Trichogrammatidae
Product: protein glass-like
Exons: 6
Coding region: 471-2186 (571 amino acids)
Biological process (GO): regulation of transcription by RNA polymerase II
Cellular component (GO): nucleus
Molecular function (GO): RNA polymerase II cis-regulatory region sequence-specific DNA binding; DNA-binding transcription factor activity, RNA polymerase II-specific
Source: RefSeq, a predicted model, not a curated record